ACUCCACUACGCGGCCUGACAGGCGCAACAACGCUGUCGCGUCCUGCUCGGCAUAUAUAACACACAAACACUGUUGUCUUUGUCCCUUGCGUUGUAAACCUUUAAAAUUAUACUGUAUAAUAUCAAAUCGAAUAAAUAAUAAUAAAUAAAAAGCACAUGCGCUGUAUUAUUUUGUGUAUAUUAAUAUUAAAAAAUAAUUACCCUGUAAAAUCAUUUGACGUUUCUGUGUGUUGUGUUGAGUUUUUAGUUUUGAUAGUUUUUUCAUAUAAUUUUUUUUGGUUGUUUAUUUAACAUUGUUUAAUUUCAAAAAUAUUUAGUGUUUAUAUUGAGGAAUUUUUUAUUUUACAUAGAAUUAUUAUUUUCUAUGCUCCAAAAGUUCGACAUUGUGAAUUUUGUUUUAUAAUUUUUUUUUUUAAGCUAUAUGAUUUUAAUAAACAAAAUAAAAAAAUAUAUAUUUGUGAUUAAAAAUUACGUUUGUGUCGUGCCGACGGGUUAAAAAAGUUUUAUGGUGAUAGGUGAUAAAGUGACAAUUUGUGUAUGAAAAAUAAAUUUUUAUAAUUUUUUAAAAAUGUUAAUUAUUAAUAUUAAAACUUUAAACUCGUUAUGAUACGAUUAUUACGAAAACACAUGUGACAAUAUAAUUAAUAAAGUAUAUAAUUUUAUUGCAUUAUUCGACUGUUAUUAAUUUUAAAUAUUUAAAUUAUUAUUCAAAGUGUUAGUUAUAAUUGUAUAUAUAUAUAUUAUGGAAAAUAUAUUACAAAUAUUGUGACAUGUAUAUAGUUUUUUUUUUUUAUGAAAAAAAAUCAAGUGUUAAUAUAAUUAUUGAGUAAUAAAAAAAAAUUUAAGACGAAGGAUACAAGGACAAUUUGCCAGGUCAAUACGAGACAAGAGCCAUCUUCGCGUUACCGGCAUCUAGGUCCCCCGGUCUUCUUCUAGAAAGAUCAACGUCUCGCACCCUCUGCGGGAAUUACCCCGCGACAGCAGCCACCCUGAUGGGAGUGUAUGAGGAACGCGCCCCUCCUACCACCGGCAUGCACUGGCCGCCAAGCUCACAAGAACGGAGUAGCGGCUUGGCUUUGGGUUGUCAAGGUGGUGGUCAAGGGAGCGCCGGGGGACCUGGAGCCAUUGACCAGACGAGGGAUCUUAGCCCGUGUUUACCAGCGUCCAUGGGAGAUGCUGCAAGACCCACAACUUUACCAUGUAGUCCCCCAGCAUCUCAUAGAACACAUCAAACACAUUGUGGUAUUAAUAAUAAUUGUUACGAUGGACCAACAACCCCAUAUGAUUCACGAGGUUAUGACUCCCCAGGAGAUUGGACAGAUCGAACAGGCAGUGAAUCUAGAAAUUAUGAAAAUUCAAAUGAUUUGAGUCUGCCACCACAAACAACAGCACAACAUCAUCAUCACCAUCAUCAUCCGCAUAAUCAACAUCAUCCUCAUCAACAUCAUCAUCAUCCACAUAGUCAAUCACAAAAUCAUCAAUUACAAAUUCAAGACCAACAACAGCAACAACAACAGCAACAACAGCAACAACAAAUAUCCGAUGAUAUUAAUGCAAUUCCAAAAUUGGAACCACCACCAACACCACCAACACAGUCAGAAGAUAUCCCAGGGGUUACAUGCGCUGGAUGCGGACUCAAGAUAUCCGACAGGUUUUAUCUACAAGCAGUUGAUAGAAGGUGGCACGCUGCCUGCCUUCAAUGUUCACACUGUCGUCAGGGACUUGAUGGCGAGGUCACCUGCUUCAGUAGAGAUGGAAAUAUAUAUUGCAAAAAAGACUACUACAAAAUGUUUGGAGCUAUGAAAAGAUGUGCAAGAUGUCAAGCAGCAAUAUUAUCAUCUGAAUUAGUUAUGAGAGCACGUGAUUUAGUAUUUCAUGUUAGAUGUUUUUCAUGUGCAGCAUGUUCAGUACCAUUAACAAAAGGUGAUCAUUUUGGUAUGAGAGAUGGUACUGUAUUAUGUCGUGCACAUUAUGAAAUUGGUGCUGAAUUAAAUCCAUCACAAAGUCCACCAGUACCAGUAUAUCCACCAGGACCACAUUAUCCUGGACAACAAUUUAUAUCAAAUGAUUUUUUACAUCAUCAAACACGUCAUAUACCCUCACAUUCACAUUUAUCAUUACAUUCACAACAUCAAAUGACACAUGUUAGUCCUGUUUCACUUCAACCAACUACACCAUCAGCUUCUGAUAGUGGUACAUCACCAAAAAUACCAUAUUUCAAUGGUGCCGCAACCACUGGUAAUAAUACUGGUGUACCACCACCAAGACAAAAAGGCCGACCAAGAAAAAGAAAACCCAAAGAUCUUGAAGCGUUGACAGCUAGUCUUGACCUUAAUUCAGAGUAUAUUGAUAUGCCAUUUGGAAGAGGUGGACCAGGUACACCAGGUAUGGGUGGUUCAAAUAGUCGAACAAAACGUAUGAGAACGAGCUUUAAGCAUCAUCAAUUGAGAACUAUGAAGAGCUAUUUUGCCAUCAAUCAUAAUCCUGAUGCCAAGGAUCUCAAGCAGCUUUCACAGAAAACUGGAUUACCAAAGAGGGUACUACAGGUUUGGUUCCAAAAUGCACGUGCAAAAUGGCGACGUAUGGUACUUAAACAAGAGGGUAAAUCAGAUAAAUGUGGUAUUGAUGGAAAUUCACUUGGUGAUCUUGAGUUAUAUGGUAAUAGUGCUGGAAGUGGUGGACCACCUAUGAGUCCUCAAUUUAUGCUUGGUGGACCUCACAGUCCGGCAUCUCUUGCAUCAUUGGAUUGCGCGUGAUUUGGUACCUUUUUUAUAUUUCCUUUAUUAUUUUUCUUCCUAUAUUCCUUAUUAUAUUCAUAUAUUGACUGCAAAUAUUCAUUUAAAAAAAAUUUAAAAACCAUCAAUUAUAUUAAUUAAUUUUAAAUAAAUUUUAAAUAUAUAUAUAUUUUUUUUUUCUCAUUCAAAUAAUAUAUACAUCACUGAGUUUUGAAAUUUAAUAUUAACAUGUCCAUUCAAUUGUAGAAAAAAUAAAAAAAAAGAAUCGGAUACAAAUUGACUUGAAAUUAUGGUAAAGAAUUUUUAGAAAAUUUUAAAAAUAUAAAUAGGCAAUACAAGCAUCCUUGAUUGUUGAAAAAAUUAAAAAUUAAAAUUUCUAAAUUCAAUACAAACAUCUCAAGAUGAGACUAUUAAAAUUGUAAUUUAUUUUUAUUUUUUUGAUUAUAUUAAAUACCUGUAUAAAUUUAUAUAAUAUUUUCAAUAAAAAAAUUCAUAUUUAUAUUUAUUUUCUUUGCUAAAAAUAAAAUUAAUUAAACUUUUUUUUUCUGUAUACAUUUUGAUGGAUAAUGUAUAUAAACAAUUAAUAUAUUUUGUUAAUAUUAAUUCUAAAAUAAUCAGUGAUAAAAACCUAUAAGGAACAGAGAAUACGUAGACGAUAUAAGUUCGUCCAAAAAACUGGCUGUCUAAAAUAUUAUUCCCUGUGAUUUCCUUAAGGUUUAAUUAUAUAAAAAAAAUUCAUUACGUAAAUUAAUAUUAAAUGUUGUGAAUAUUUAUUUCAAGUCCCGGGGACAUUUGUAAAAUAACUACACGUCACUGCCUAAAUUAUUAUUUAGAGUUAUGUGAGUGUUAUAUCAUAUAAAUUGUAUGAUAACUAUCUUUUAAAAUAAUUAAAAAUUACAAAAUAAAAUACAACAAAAAUCUAUAUAUAAAUAUAUAAAUAUGUGAAAAAGUAUGAAAAAUUAAAAAAAAAUGAUAAUUUUAAAUUUGCAAUUUAAUUUUGCACUUGUAUUAUAUUAUGACGAAUUAAGAAAAUGAAAUUUUAUGUAUUUAAAUUAUAACGCUCAGCUCGCUAUUAUUUUUUCCUUUUUUUUUUUCCAUUAAAAUUCCAUCGUGGGCUAAAAUUCAACAAAUAUAUUAUUAUUAUUAUUUUUCAUAUAUUAAAAUGUAAAUUGUGAGCUUUCUUUUGUAAAAAAAAAUCAAUGAAUCUCAUUGUUCUUCCAAUAUUGAUAAUUAAUAAUUUCAUUUCUAAAAAAAAAUAAAUAUCAAAAUGAGAUAUCAAACAAAACGUUCCUUCAUUUAGAAAUUCAUCAUGACACGUACAACAGAUAUGAGAAAAAAAAAAAAAUCAAUUACAUAUAGUAAUAAUUGUACUGAUAUUAUUAUUAAUGCUCCUGUCAUUAUAUAAGUUAUAAAAAGCGACUAUUUUUUUUUUUCCAUUGAAUAUAAACAUAA
This is a messenger RNA of Aphidius gifuensis, 4187 nucleotides long. Its product is annotated as protein apterous-like. The coding region runs from base 993 to 2756 and encodes 587 amino acids. The transcript is spliced from 6 exons. The record is from RefSeq and is a predicted model, not a curated record. Gene Ontology annotation, biological process: neuron differentiation; regulation of transcription by RNA polymerase II. Lineage: Eukaryota; Metazoa; Arthropoda; Insecta; Hymenoptera; Braconidae. Gene Ontology annotation, cellular component: nucleus. Gene Ontology annotation, molecular function: RNA polymerase II transcription regulatory region sequence-specific DNA binding; DNA-binding transcription factor activity, RNA polymerase II-specific.